UCUAAGGAAGCGCAUUUCCUGCCUCCCCGGGCCAGGCUGGAUGAGCCGGGAGCUCCCCACUGCUGCCGGUCAGACCCCAGCCUCCAUCCGCAUCCACAGGCCGGGCCGGCCGCUGCCGCCACCGCCGUCCACAGAGGCCCAGCCGCCCCUCCCCGCUCAUCCUUUGGCCAGCGACCCCCGGCCCGUUCCUGCGCUCUCGUGCCCACUUCUCCUGACCCCUCGGCCGCCACCUCAGAAGGCUGGAGCAGGGACGCUGUCGCUCCAGCUGCCUGCUCCCCUUGGGUCCCCGAGAGAGCCCACGCCGGCCCCCACGCCCGUCGGCAGCCCUGCCCCUGGACACCGGAUAAGGCCCAGCACACAGACCCCAGGGUGGACAGCAUGGACCGUGGCGUGCUCCACCAGGCCAUCGCCCUGCUGCUGGCCGUCUGCAGCCUCGGCCCCACAGCAGGUCUUGCAGAAGGAGUCCAUUGCAACCUACAGCCUGUGGACCCCAAGGUGACAUACACCACGAGCCAGGUUUCUGAGGGCUGUGUGGCUCACGUCCCCAAUGCCACCAUGGGCGUCCACAUCCUCUUCUUGGAAUUCUCAAAGGAGGAGUCAACCCUGGAGCUGACUGUCCAGAUGACCAACCCAAACGGCGCCCGGCCCCAAGAGGUGCUCCUGAUCCUCAGUGUGAACAAGAAUAUCCACCUGACGUUGCAGGUUCCAGAAAUCCCACUCCACUUGGCCUACGAUUCCAAGCUGGUCUUCCUCCAAGGGGCCCCCAAAGCCGUGAUCACAGAGCUGCCACCCUCCACUACCAAGAAUCAGCUCUUCCUCUGGGCAAAUACAAAGGGCUCCAUCAUCUCUGCUGCUGAGCUGGACAAUCCCCAAAGCAUCCUCCUCCGUCUGGACCAAGCCCCGACGUCACCAUCCCGCUGCACCCUGGAACCCCGCAAGGACAUGGGCCACACGCUGGAAUGGAAGUCUCACACCCAGGCCUCGGUCCUGGGCUGCCACCUGGAAGGGGUGACUGGCCACAAGGAGGCGCACAUCCUGAGGGUCCUGCCCGGCUCAGAGGCUUGGCCCCGGACAGUGACGGUGGAGGUGGAGCUGAGCUGUGCUUUGAGGGAUCCCGAGGCAGUGCUCAUCUUGCAGGGUCCGCCCUACGUGUCCUGGCUCAUCGACGCCAACCACAACGUGAAGGCCUGGACCACUGGUGAAUACUCCUUCAAGAUCUUUCCAGGCAGUAACAUCCAAGGCGUCAACCUCCCAGACACACGCCAAGGCCUGCUGGAGGAGGCUCGGAAGCUCAACGCCAGUGUGAUAGCAUCUUUUGUAGAGCUCCCUCUGGCUAGCGUCAUCUCUCUGCAGGACGGCAGCUGUGGCAGUGGGCCGCAGCCCUCACCCACACCGGUCCAGAUCACCCCUCCCGGGGAGGGCUGCAACCAGGACCUGCUCCUGUCCCUGAUCCAGCCCAGGUGCUCCGACGACGUCAUGACUCUGGUACUCAGGAAAGAUCUCAUCUCGACUCUGGGGUGCACCAUCACGAGCCUGACCUUCUGGGACCCCAGCUGCCAGGCUGAGGACACAGAUGAUAAGUUUGUCUUGCGUGGCACCUACUCCAGCUGUGGCAUGAAAGUGGCAGAAAAUGUAGUGAUCAGCAACGAGGUGGUCAUCAACCUUCUGUCAAGCUCAUCACCACAGCGGAAACAGGUGCAGUGCAUCAACCUGGACAGCCUCUCCUUCCAGCUGGGCCUCUACCUCAGCCCGCACUUCCUCCAGGCCUCCAACACCAUCGAGCUGGGGCAACAGGGCUUUGUGCAGGUGAGCAUGUCCCCCUCCAUCCCUGAGCUCAUGACCCAGCUGGACAGCUGCCAACUGAAUCUGGGGCCUGACGUGGAAAUGGUGGACCUCAUCCAGAACCAGGAAGCCAAGAGCAGCUGUGUGAGCCUGCUGUCCCCGAGCCCUGGUGGGGACAUGCGCUUCAGCUUCCUCCUCCGUGGCUACAUAGUGCCCAUGCCCACGGCGGGCAUCCUCAGCUGCACCGUAGCCCUGCGCCCCAGGACUUGGUCCCUGGAUGUCCACAAGACUGCAUCCACACGACUGAACAUCGUCAGCCCUGGCCUGCCUGACAAAGGCCUGGUCCUGCCCGCUGUCCUGGGCAUCACCUUCGGCGCCUUCCUCAUCGGGGCCCUGCUCACCGCCGCGCUCUGGUACAUCCACUCGCACACGCGUCACCCCGGCAAGCGGGAGCCCGUGGUGGCGGUGGCUGCCCCGGCCUCCUCGGAGAGCAGUAGCACCAACCACAGCAUCGGGAGCACGCAGAGCACGCCCUGCUCCACCAGCAGCAUGGCGUAGCGCCCAGCCUGGAGCCCUGGGGGCCACCCCACCAGCCCUGGCCCAGCAGGAGAGACUGAGCAGCCGCCAGCUGGGAACCACUGGCCAUGAACUUAUCCCAGGACCCCAACCCCUCCACUCGGCCAAGGAUGGACCAUGCCCUCUGCGCCCUCCCCUCCUGCCUCCCUCUCAGAGGCCUGCUGCCAGCGAGGGCACCAGCUUGGAACAGCUUGGGGUCCCCCCACCCCACCCCACCGAACCGUCAAACCCAGUGGGCUUGGGGUACAGCUGCCCGGGACCACAGAGAAAGAGACCACUUCCCCACAUGUUCACGCUGUCGUAGCAACCCAAGGGGCUGUGAUUUAACCUGGAUUCAGCACUCACUGACCUGGGCUGGGUGGGAGUUGAAAACUUCCAAACGGACUCAGCCCAGCCCGCCCAGGCUGAUAGGCACCUCCUCCACGAGAACAGAAGAGGUCCGACCCAGAGCCACCUGGACCUGCUCCCAGCGGCCUCCCCAUCUGGACUGGCACAACUUCGGAGGGGAAACUGAAGUUUAGGGGCUCCCAGCCUGGGAGUGGGGGAGCCUAGCUCCUCCCUGUAACCGCCACACAGAGACCACCCCCCCCCUGCCCCCAGGCAGCCAGGCUGCCUGACCUGGGCCCACCCCUGUAUACUCACCACCAAUAAACCAGGCCAUGAAACCAA
Molecule: messenger RNA, 3027 nt
Organism: Phacochoerus africanus (Common warthog)
Lineage: Eukaryota; Metazoa; Chordata; Mammalia; Artiodactyla; Suidae
Gene: ENG
Product: endoglin
Exons: 15
Coding region: 379-2340 (653 amino acids)
Biological process (GO): vasculogenesis
Source: RefSeq, a predicted model, not a curated record